Molecule: messenger RNA, 903 nt
Organism: Mytilinidion resinicola
Lineage: Eukaryota; Fungi; Ascomycota; Dothideomycetes; Mytilinidiales; Mytilinidiaceae
Product: NAD(P)-binding protein
Exons: 1
Coding region: 1-903 (300 amino acids)
Molecular function (GO): oxidoreductase activity
Source: RefSeq, a predicted model, not a curated record
AUGGAGGAGGUCUUGGACAUCAUCCCCCCUCCAGAAGUCUCCCUCGAAUCCCAAGGAAAGGCGCCUGGCCGCGACCGUCUCAUCGGGAAGCGUAUUCUGGUCGUCGGCGGCGGCCAAUCAGUCAACACCUUCGACGACAACCCACCUAUCGGCAAUGGACGUGCAUCCUGCGUGCUCAUGGCACGUGAGGGGGCCACAGUAGUAGUAGCGGACCUUUCCGCAGAAGCCGCCCAAGGCACCGUCGACAUAAUCGAGAAAGAAGGAGUCGGAAAGGCUCACAUGGUCAUCGGAGAUGUCUCGACACCAGAAGGCUGCUCGGGUAUCAUUCAAGAUUCGUUGAAGGCCUUGGACGGGCAGUUGGAUGGGUUAGUGAUCGGCGUUGGAAUUGUGGGAGCCGGCGCGUCGAUACCGCACUACUCUGCCGCCUACUGGGACCGAGUGAUGAAUAUCAAUGUCCGCUCGCACUUCUUGAUACUCCAAGAAGCGCUGCCGUAUAUCGAGAAGCAACCUGCGGGUGGAUCGGUGGUGUCAAUCAGCUCCAUCUCGCAAUACCUGCCUGCUUCGACGGAGCCUGCGUACAACGCAUCGAAGGCAGCGCUUUCGAUCCUCAUCAAGAAUGUAGCGUAUCAAUUCGCUCCUCGUGUGAGGGUGAAUACGGUCGUGCCUGGGUUAAUUGAUACGCCUAUGGGGCGAAGUUCAGGAACGAAGAUCAAGGGUCGUAACGCGAGUGCUGUACCACUGGCACGGCAAGGAUCGGGCUGGGAUAUAGGGUAUGCCGUUACGUUUCUAAUGAGUGGAGAAAGCUCGUUCAUAACCGCAACGGAUAUGAUUGUGGAUGGUGGUUAUGUCGGUAUGGGAAGUAAGACAGCGAAGAAGCCAAAUCAAGAGACAGGGGUAUCGUAG